Molecule: messenger RNA, 3246 nt
Organism: Vidua chalybeata
Lineage: Eukaryota; Metazoa; Chordata; Aves; Passeriformes; Viduidae
Gene: LYPD1
Product: LY6/PLAUR domain containing 1
Exons: 3
Coding region: 400-825 (141 amino acids)
Biological process (GO): acetylcholine receptor signaling pathway
Molecular function (GO): acetylcholine receptor inhibitor activity
Source: RefSeq, a predicted model, not a curated record
CAGCGCCGUGCGAGACGGAGCCGGAGCCGGCGAUGCGGGGGCUCCCCUCCCUCGCUGAACUUCGCCCGUCCCCGAGGCGCUCCCGGCGAGGUGCGGGGCGGCUGGCGGGGAUCCCCGCCCCGCUCCGCCGGCAUCACAUGGUGCUGGGGGAGGGAUGGGGGAGCCGCCCCCCAGCCCUCGCUUCUCCUACAGUUUCUUCCAGUCUCAGCGCUCAACUCCGGCGAGGCUGGAGCGCGGCGCGGGGCUGGGCAGGGCGGGCUCCGCCGCCUGCUCCCGGGGCGCCGCUCCGCAGCGGAGGCGGCGGGGAAGCGGCACAAGUGCGCGGCGCCUCCGCUGCAUCUCAGCUUCUGAUGCCCCUUCGCGACUGCACGCCAGCCCGGCGGCCGCGGCUCCGGGAGGAUGCGGCUCUUCCUCCUCGCUGCAACUUUCUGGGGAUUGUGCCUGGCGCCAGGUUCGGGUUUGCAAAUACAGUGUUACCAGUGUGAGGAGUUCCAGCUAAAUAAUGACUGCUCCUCUCCAGAGUUCAUCGUGAAUUGUACAGUGAAUGUUCAAGAUAUGUGUCAGAAAGAAGUAAUGGAAAAAAGUUUUGGAAUCAUGUACCGCAAGUCCUGCGCCUCCUCGGCCGCGUGUCUGAUCGCCUCCGCCGGCUACCAGUCCUUCUGCUCUCCUGGCAAGGUGAACUCCGUCUGCAUCAGCUGCUGCAACACUCCCCUCUGCAAUGGACCCCGGCCCAAGAAGAGGGGGAAUUCUGCUGUGGUGCCAAGGGCACACAUGAUAACCACUCUUCUGCUCCUUAAAUUUGCUCUGUUGUUUUUGUACUGCUAAACUUCAAGCAAGUUGGUUUGGUGGUUUUUUUCCCCGACACAAUUUGUCCUGCAUCCUUCUUUCUUCAAAGACGCUGCAAUUAUUUUCUGUUUGUUUCCAAAUCCCUGUCAAGAGCAAGGGAAGUUCAGUGGUUGUGUGGAGAAGAGGGGCUGAUAUUUUUGUCAGCUAAUAAGUUCAGUUAGCAGAUUGAAUUUCCAGUGUGCACUUAAAAAUCCCAACAGGGUACAGAACUCCUGUUCCUUUUGCAUAACUGGAAACAAAUCCAUCCGAGUUAUUCCUUUUGCAAUGUUGUCGCUUUCCUCAGUCAUUUCAAUGUCCAUGUUUUUAAGCUCAUUGCUAAGCAUUAACUUUGCCUUAUGAAGUCAUACUUGGUGUUCACAAAGGCCGUUCUGUGCGCCCUGGCCGGGCUCUGAGCCGGUCUCGAGGGGCGCCGUUUCCAAGCUGGGAUCUGGUGGUGCAGGACCCGGCUCCCGCGGGCUGCAGCUGGGCGUGGGCUCCUUCUGGAAGGUGCUCAGGACAACUUUGGUGUUGCCCUUGGUGGAAGACCCGCGCCUGGAGGACGUGAAGAGCAGCGGGCGCAGGGAGCGGCUGCUCCGCGCCCCGGAGCUCUGGUUGGCCCUGAGGAACUUCUCCCUGUUGGCGUGCUGCAGGGUGAGGCGGCAGCGCAGGACCUGCAGGAACACGCUGCGGAACUGCCGAGAGGAGACGUUGUACAGCAGCGGGUUCACCACCGAGCUGAGGUAGAAGAAGAUGUCGGCGAUGGGAAGGAGGGUGAUGUAGGCUCUGAAGUAGGGGACGGUCCAGUCCUGCUUUGGUUUAGCAGCAGCCAUGAUCCUUCUGACCUGGUUUGGCAUCCAGCAAACCGCCAGAGUGGCAAUGAUCAGUCCUGCGGGCAGAGAGAGCAAGAAAGAGGUCUGCGUACGUGGGGGAAGACACACAAAAUGCUAUCAGUUCUGCACUUCCUUGUUAGGAAAUGGUACCAAUUUUUCAGUGUUUUGCUUGACAGCUUUUUCUGCCAGUAGCAUUUUUUGUUUGUUGUUUUUAAUAACUGUUGCAAGGUCAUUGUGGCACAUGCUCAGACAAAACACUGCAUAGCGUUUGGAUGGUGUUUCUUUGUGCCUGUUGUCAUUUAUUGGUUUUCUCUGAUCAUCUGUGUCUUUGGAAAGAAUACAGUUUUAUUUUGGUUUACAUUUCUUACAUUUCUUCUGUCUUUCCCUUUACUUUGAAAAACAAAUACAGUAAAUAGAACCUAUAGCCAUAUUAGAUCAGGCAAUACCCAGAAGAGAUCAGAUUCUUGUUUGUACUUUACAAAAAAAAUGUAUGCAUAAUAAUAUAUUUCGUGUUAUUUUUGGUAGAUUUCCUCUUACAGAAGCUAUUUUUAAGUAAAAUGUGUAUGGAUCUUUUUAUGGUAAUUAAGAUAUGUUGGGCUUUCUUAAAAAUCAAAUUCCAGUGGAAUUAAAUGAUGAAUGUAAAUGAGAAAAACCCAAGCCUAGUCAUGAAAGUGUAAGCAGUUUCAGAUUGUAAAUUACGCUUUAAAAUGUGGUAUCUGACCAUUUUGUAUUUAUAUGUAAAUAUAAACACAUGUUGCUGCAUCACUAAUGGCAUUAAAAAGGGGUGGCUGAAGUGUUGGAUGUCUGAAAAUUCUGCCUGCGUGGGGCGUGUUCCGCAGGGUGCAGCAGCCCUGCAGGAACAUGCCAGGGACUGGAGCUGCCUGUUCCCAGGCAGGACAUGGAGCAGGAGCAAGGCAGCUCAGUGGCAUCCUCUGCUGCUGCUGUGUGCCAGCGCUGGAAACCCUGACACCUUGUGUGACAUCCCAGGUACACCAAGUCACUGCUCCUGCUGCUCCUCCCGCCACCGAGCAGUGCUGGCUCACAGUGCAGCCUCCAGUUUGCUGUCCCCUCUUUGCUCCUCUCUGUGCAGGAACUGUGCCUUACACAAACCUUGGAGGGAGCAGAAGCUGUAGCCUGGCUGCUUCCCUGCAGCAGGGAGUGUCCUGGUGGGGCAGUUCUCACCCUGUGUUAGCUUCAUCCAGUGCCUGACCUCUGCUCCCAACAGCAGCACAGAAGCUGUUUAAUUCUUACUUCUCUAGGCUGAGUCGGAUUGCCCCCACUGGACAGGUCACUGUGGCAAUGCCGUUCAGAAAUAGCAGGGUUUUGAAGCCAGGAAAAGGAUACUUCACUAGCAGGAAGAUGUGAAUGUAGCAGGGAAGGGAGGCAGGAAAUAGAAGAUUUUUCAUAACUUUGAAGCUGCCAGAGCUUCAUCAGGCUAUGUCCGAGUUCUUGCCACCAGUAACCCCAAGCAAAGAAAAGGUAUGAAAUGCCUUUUAAAAAAUAAAUUUCUUUUUUUUUUUCUCAUAAAAGGGAUAAUUAACAAAUUUAUUAUCACCCUGAAUAAGCUACCAAAUAAAAACUGUCCUUUGGA